GCGAUGCUGUCUCCUCUGACUUACUGUACAGGGAAACGAUCGAGCCUGAACUUCAACUGUUAUAAGCUCAUUCCAAAUUUUAUAGUCUAGCCAAAAGUCGUUUUCGGUUUAGCAUCAAGAUUUUUUGUGCGUUUCUGGGUGCAACAUCCCUGUUCUCAAGAUGAAGGAGUGUGUUUUUUUCGUGGUUGCUGUCUGUGUGUGCCAGCUCAGCUUCGCUCAGAUGGACUGUCCCUCCAGUCAGGAACUACAGACCGCCCUCCGUCAGGUCCACAAGUUGCUCACUGCCCAUGAGACCUCGUAUAUCCAAAGCCUCCGCAACCUGAGGAAGAAACUUAAUUUGUUGAAGAACAACACAACUAAAUCCAAUGUCAAGAGUGGCAGCAACAGAAAUGCCACAUGCCCUCUCCCAGAACCACUGGAGAAUGGCCGGAGGUUGGGUGGAGUCCUCACUGUGGGUCACGAGGUCCACUUCCUGUGCAGUCCUGGAUAUGAACUGGUGGGCUCUGAGACCAGGGUCUGCCACGAGUCUCUCAGCUGGAGUGGACCGGAGCCCUACUGCAAGUUGGCUGGGCAGGCUGACAGCUCGGUUACUUCGCCAGUCACCCCAGCUCCUGCUCCGUCUCCUGCCCCCCUCCCGGACUUUGUGCGAGCCUCCCGCUGCAUCCACCUGCAGGGCUCCACCCACUGCACCUGUGAGGUGGGGUACGCCCUGACCGGCACGGACAACAGCAUCUGCACAGACAUCGAUGAAUGUGAGCUCUAUCGCAAGACUCAGUCUGUUCGGCUGUGUAUGCACAACUGUGUAAACACAGCAGGAAGUUAUCACUGCGUCUGCCCUCACGGCUACAAACUCGGCCGAGACUACCACAGCUGCCAAGAUAUUGAUGAGUGUGAAACAGGGCAGCAGAACUGCACACAGGCCCAGGUGUGCGUGAACACAUACGGGGGAUACGAGUGUGUGGCGGCCCAGUGCCCCCACUUCAGAAACGCCACCUAUGUCAAGACCUCCGCUCUACGUUGUGAGCGAAACCCCUGCAUGGUCUGGGACAAGGCCUGCAUCCAGGCGCCCAGCUCCGUGUCCUUUCAGUACAUGGCAGUGGUGUCCAACAUGUCCGCCCCUCGUGUGCUGUUCCGUGUGUCGGCCGCCCGUCUGCUGGGGGACACGCUUCGCUUCGGGCUGCUGGGGAACCGCGGCCGGCGCCACUUCUCUGUGCAGCGAUCGGGUCAGACGAUGGGCCAACUGCUGCUGGUGACCCCCCCGCAGGGCCCAGCCACGCUCUACGCAGAGGUGGAGAUGAGCGAGCUGGAGAAGCGCAAGCUGCUGGGCCGCUACGUCACCAAGGUCACCCUGUUUGUGUCGCCAUACACCUUCUAGAGGGGGACGGAUGAAUAAACGGGGAAAUCCAGAGCCAGUGACAAUCAAGACCUAGGGAGUGGGUAGUGUUUGCCCUGUUUCAGGGCUAUGAUGAUGGAAUUAAUUAACUGUGUGGUCCCACAGUUUAAGGGAAACAUCCCGAUCUUAACGACUAUAUCAGAUUUCACGUAGUUUUGUGAAAAUCAAUCAAAAGAGACUGGAUCUUACUAUUUAUCUUUAUUUUUGAUAGAUACAUUAAGAAAGGUUUGAAGCAUGAUACAUUUUUUUUAUUUGAACCUUUGAAAUGCAGUGCAAUUUUUUGCCCUUAUUUAUUACCAUCUGUAAUCUGCUUUGGUGUUUGGUCAUUAUGUUACCUUAAUCCAGAAGCUGGCAUAUUUAUUGACAUAUGAAAAACACCCUAAAUCAAUUAAAGUAAUCAGCCUUUUUACUUCUGUGUCUUACCAAUCUGAAAUUGUGACAGAAUAAUGAUGGCUAUGUAGGUAGCUUUGUAAUGGCUCAGCAAGUUACAAAGAGUCGUUGUUUGGGUGAUCUAACUCCAGAUUGUUUUUCAAGUGUGUAAAGAGUAGGGAGAGCAAAAGAAACGAGGACAUGGAUACGUAUGCUCUCAAAAAUGUUUCACCUUCGUGGCAAGAAGCCCUGUAUCUCACACCCACUGUGUGAGAGAGAGCUUUGCCUCCAGGGAUUUUUUAAACACAGAA
This is a messenger RNA of Alosa sapidissima (American shad), 2073 nucleotides long. Its product is annotated as fibulin-7-like. The record is from RefSeq and is a predicted model, not a curated record. The transcript has 7 exons. Gene Ontology annotation, molecular function: calcium ion binding. Bases 161 to 1375 code for a protein of 404 amino acids. Lineage: Eukaryota; Metazoa; Chordata; Actinopteri; Clupeiformes; Clupeidae.